Molecule: messenger RNA, 426 nt
Organism: Nannospalax galili (Upper Galilee mountains blind mole rat)
Lineage: Eukaryota; Metazoa; Chordata; Mammalia; Rodentia; Spalacidae
Gene: Atp5f1e
Product: ATP synthase F1 subunit epsilon
Exons: 3
Coding region: 126-281 (51 amino acids)
Biological process (GO): proton motive force-driven mitochondrial ATP synthesis
Cellular component (GO): mitochondrial inner membrane
Molecular function (GO): proton-transporting ATP synthase activity, rotational mechanism
Source: RefSeq, a predicted model, not a curated record
GCGCAGCCAAUGGGCGGGCGCGGGGGACGGGGCGGGCACUGGCGGACAGGUCCUCGCCCCGCCCCUUCCGCUCCGGCCUGACCUUCCUGCCCCAGCCGACUGAGGACUCGGCGACCGCGGACACCAUGGUGACUUACUGGCGGCAGGCCGGACUCAGCUACAUCCGGUUCUCCCAGAUCUGCGCAAAGGCAGUGAGGGAUGCCCUGAAGACAGAAUUCAAGGCAAACGCAGAGAAGUCUUCCGGCAGCAGCAUAAAAAUUGUGAGGGUGAAGAAGGAGUGAUUGACCCUGACUGAAGCUUGCAGUCCUGCGUCCUGACAGUGAAGAUGUGGACACCUGCUGUGGCUCACAGUCAGCCUCGCUUCAUGAAGAAAAGAUGUCUUGUUCAUAAAUCGAUGAUGCCAAUAAAUUAACAUAGUUCACUCUU